This is a messenger RNA of Xenopus laevis (African clawed frog), 3687 nucleotides long. It is a transcript of the gene ldlrad3.S, whose product is annotated as low density lipoprotein receptor class A domain containing 3 S homeolog. The coding region runs from base 380 to 1447 and encodes 355 amino acids. The record is from RefSeq and is a predicted model, not a curated record. NCBI's taxonomy places the organism in Eukaryota, Metazoa, Chordata, Amphibia, Anura, Pipidae. The transcript is spliced from 7 exons.
CUACACCCUCCCCCUUUCUGCUGCCACUGCUGCUGCCUUUACAAAGGCCUUUAUGGAGCCUCGGAAGCAGUGUGUGUGCUUGUCCUGACUAUAUACCCAGGAUCAUGCGUGUGCCCGGGAUACCAGUGCAUGUGCCCAGCAUGUGAGUGUGGGCCUGUGCCUCUCCAGUGGCCCCUGUUUGUGCAGGAGCCUCACACUCUCACUCACACAGGGGAGUUCUAGGGAAGUGCAGAAAUGAGUCCUGGCUGGCUGCACUGAAUGGCUGCUUCUCCCCCCGAGCUGAACUGUGAACCCCCAACUGGAACCUGAGAAUCCACCAGCCUGUGGGAUCUGGAGUGCCUGGCCCCGAGUGGGUUCCCAAGAGCAGCUGCGCUGGGAUAUGUGGCUCCUGUACCUGAUCCUGGGCUCUGUGGAGAGCCAGCUUUUACCCGGCAAUAACUACACCACAGAGUGUAACAUCCCGGGCAACUUCAUGUGCGGUGACGGGCACUGUAUCCCCGGCGGGUGGCAGUGUGAUGGGAACCCAGAUUGCUUCGAUGAGAGCGAUGAGAAAGAAUGUCCGGCAGAGUCACGGCACAGGCGAAUCGGAUCCAUGCUGACAGCCAAAGCCAAAUCCAGGUGUGGACCGAACUUUUUCCCGUGCAUGAGUGGCAUCCACUGCAUCAUCGCCCGCUUCCAGUGCAAUGGUUUCGAGGACUGUCCCGAUGGGAGCGACGAGGAGAACUGCACUGCCCACCCUUUGCUCUGUUCCACCACUCGCUUCCACUGCAAGAACAGCCUGUGCAUCGAUAAGAGCUUUGUGUGCGACGGACAGAACAACUGCCUGGAUAACAGCGACGAGGAGCAGUGCCAGAGCCCACAAGAUCCGGGCAGUGAGCAGGAAUAUGUUUCUUCGGAGAACCAGCUGCUUUACUACCCCAGUAUCACCUACACCAUCAUCGGAAGCUCCGUCAUCUUUGUGCUGGUAAUUGCUCUCCUGGCGCUGGUCCUGCACCACCAGAGGAAACGCACUAACCUGAUAAGCCUCCCAGUGCAUCGACUCCAGCACCCACUGCUUCUCUCCAGACUGGUGGUACUGGAUCACCCCCACCACUGCCGGGUCACCUACAAUGUCAACAAUGGGAUACAGUACAUGUCAAGACAGGGCUACCAGCAGCCAGUGAGUGUGGAGUCCCCACCCUCAUACACUGAGGCCGUGCUAGAUCACAGCUCUCGGCCGCCAUGGUUUGACCUGCCGCCUCCUCCUUACCCCUCUGAUAUGGAAUCCACCAGCCAAACAGAGCUGCCUCCUUACCGCUCCCGGACAGGCAGUUCCACCAGUGCUGGCAGCAUUGAGCACCCCUGGGGUUCACCCAGCAGCACAGAGCACCCAGAGAGCCCUACAGAACCACAGGACAUGGAACUUACACCAAGUGACAGUCUUCCAAGCCCAGAAGCAGAAGUCUAGGAUCACCGAUGAUGCCAGAACAUGGACUGAGUAUAUCAUGGGUCAGUCUGCUACAACUUGUUACCUGCAGGACUAUUCCUUAUAUAUUUUUAUAGAUCCCAGAUUUUUAUUUUUUUAGUGGUUUAUUUCCCCUUUAUUUCUAUGUAUUGGACAUGCUGAAUCCCCAGCAGUGAGGCACUUGCCUAUUACUAUGCAGCAGCAGUGCCUGCCAUUCAACGCUUGGUUUGUUUGGUCUGUAGCAAAAGCCAUUAUCUGACAGAAAGGAUGGAGCCCUGCAGAGGAGAUGAACCUUUAAAAAAAACAGAUUACAGCCCAUUAGCUCUUUUCAUCCAUAAAACACGGGCGUAAAGGGCCGUCCCUGCUCUCAACAGAGGACUUUCCCGUGUGAUUAAAAGAAACAUGCACCGAGUUGUUCUUCAGAAACCAACCACAUGAUGACAAUGAGUCGCGGGGAGUCGGUGAUCAGAAAAUGAAAAUAUACGGGGAGUAUGGUGUCAUCUGAUUGUAUUGUUUUGCAAGUGCUCCGCAGAGCAAUUCACGCACAGCGGUAGGGAACUGUUAAAGGAACAGUAGUGUUUCAUUCUCACCUGGGUUUAUCUCUAGUGGGAAGAACCACUUGUUUUGGCCCCAGGGCCAGCAUCUGGACUACACUGCUGUGGGCCUAUGGACACCCAUCCGGAGAAGAACACAGCUGUUGGAAAGACGCUGUACAGGAGUCAAUAAGAUGCAGCUUUUAUUGACCCCUGUAUAAACAUCUGUUUUCUGUCUCUGCUUCCUGGUUGAACCUGAUUUAGACUCCACCCUCCUCCGUCAUUAUAGCCCUAUACACAAACCAAAAUCUCCCAGCUUGGUCUAAAGGGGCCGAGUUGAUUUAUUGACCCACUUUUACUUAUAAAAAGAUGCCUGCAGUACUUACCUUUUUUCUGUACAUGCCUCAGGGCUCUGCUUCCUGGUUGAGGCUGAUUCAAGCUCCACCCCCUGUAGACCUUAGCACUAUUUAUUGGUUGCUGUCCUCUAAAACAGGUAAUAAACGGUGGAUCCAUUUAUUUGGCAUAGCCAACGGUGAAGGUCCAAUCAGGAUGAUCUAAUUGUUAAUGCCUGUGUUCUCCAUCAGUUAUUGAGUGGCGUAGCCAUAUUACAGCCCCAUUCACUACAAAAGUAGCCAGGUUUGAAGCCUAUUUUUUUUCCUAUUCCUCCAUAGGGAGAGCUGUCCUCCACCUGCUGGAUGGCGCUGGUCAUUGCAGCUAAAACAACACAAUGGCGGCUCCCUGUCCCUACAGAGACAGAAAAAGAAUGAAGUUGCUUGUAAGAAACAAAGUCAACGGGAAAUACUCGAGUUUUUAGAAAAUCCAUUUUUAUUAAGGGGGUUUUAGUUUAAAUAGCUUUCAGGCAAACAUUACUGUUCCUUUAACCACCCUCUUGGACACCCCUGUAUUAGCCUGUGGUCUUUAAAGGAGAGUUACUGUGCCUCACCUUCAUUCUGAUUGGUCCUUCCUGGAUAAUACAGGAAGCUCGGACAGAAUUAUGUUUAGAUCCUCCAGUCCCAGGAACUCAUUGUGCCUUUCUGCCCCAAGAGGACUGCUAAAGUGGAGGACUGAGGGGCUAAUGUAUAUAGACCUUCCCCACAGCCUUGGGCAUAACCAUAAGUUGCCUAUCGACCCUGCCUUGGUAACAAGUGUCCCCGACCAACCUGCGUGUGGGAUAUUGGUGCAUUGUUGCACUUAUAAAGCAUAUGCAGUGUGGUGAUGUUAAUAUAGCUGCCGUGCAAGGAUGCUGGGAGUUGUAGUCCACAUCGCUGGUGUUGUGUUCUCUCUUUCUCUCUCUCUGUUUUUAUGUUGUGUCUAAAGUUCCAUUCAUGUUCCCGAUCCGAUGCUGGAAAGGAUGAUCCGGUUCAGAUACGGUUACCCAAUCAUGCUCAGGGAGACUUCUAGAAAAUACAGCUGGCAGGGCUGAUGGUAUUUAACUUAAUUAUAAUCUGUUCUUGGUCAGUGCAGCCCUGCCAUCUGCAUUCAUUAGGAUUAUCCCCGAUUAUUCCACAGACACUGGAACAUCUCUCUGUUCUCUUUGUGCCUAAUGUUCCUGUUCCUGAUCCGAUGCUGGAAAUGACGUGUUCUCUGCUCCAUAUGAUACGGUGACUGGAGCCCAGGAGAGGAGAUUUGCCUUAUUCUCAAUGUAUAUAUAGAUAUUUCCAGGGAGUACACCAGCUUUAUACAAUAAAGAACUAUACUGCUAAAGCCUAA